Messenger RNA from Spea bombifrons (plains spadefoot toad), 3165 nucleotides. It is a transcript of the gene RARA, whose product is annotated as retinoic acid receptor alpha. Gene Ontology annotation, molecular function: zinc ion binding; RNA polymerase II cis-regulatory region sequence-specific DNA binding; nuclear glucocorticoid receptor binding. Gene Ontology annotation, cellular component: nucleus; transcription regulator complex. Lineage: Eukaryota; Metazoa; Chordata; Amphibia; Anura; Pelobatidae. The transcript has 9 exons. The coding region runs from base 464 to 1843 and encodes 459 amino acids. The record is from RefSeq and is a predicted model, not a curated record. Gene Ontology annotation, biological process: cellular response to corticotropin-releasing hormone stimulus; regulation of transcription by RNA polymerase II; retinoic acid receptor signaling pathway.
ACCCGCUAUGGCUGCGGAGAGAGGAGGCUGCCGCGGGGACGUCUGACACGAAUCAAGCCGCCCUCCUCUCCUGCCUGUCUGCCGGGACCCCCAGUAACCUCCAGGACCCCCACAAGGAGAAGAGUAACCCCGGGUUACACAGAGGAUACCCCUGCACAGUGACCCUGAGCGGAAGAGUUUUGGCGUAUAACCGCGAGCAUCUUCCGUCACCGAGAAGUCCGAUGUCGUCCCGUUUCUAACCAGCUACCCGCAGGAUAUCUCUAGUUCUCCUUUGGGAAAACGAGGUCGUGCUUCUAGACGUCUCCUGCCGAAGAUCCUUGGAGUUUUUCGCUGUGGGUGGAUCUAACGCUUUGGAUUUAUUGCUCCUGUGCACUUGCAUUUGGGGGGUAUCCCCCCUCUUUGAGAAACGUGUAGAUGGAAGUUCAAGGGGCCUGACUUGGUCCAGCUGGCUGGACAUUGAAUAAUGACUAGUAACGACAGCCCCUGCCCACCAUCUGGGCCAGGACACAUGAAUGGAUACCCCGUACCCCACUAUGCCUUCUUCUUUCCCCAUAUGCUUGGUAGCAUGUCUCCACCCGGGGGGCUACCAGGAGUGCAACACCAGCUACCCCUCAGUGGAUACAGCACGCCCUCUCCUGCAACAAUCGAGACCCAGAGUACCAGCUCGGAGGAGAUCGUCCCCAGCCCCCCAUCUCCUCCUCCAUUGCCCAGGAUCUACAAACCCUGCUUCGUCUGUCAGGACAAGAGCUCGGGGUAUCACUAUGGCGUCAGCGCGUGCGAGGGGUGCAAGGGUUUUUUCCGGCGGAGUAUACAGAAGAACAUGGUGUACACGUGCCACAGGGAUAAGAACUGCAUCAUAAACAAGGUGACCCGGAACCGCUGCCAGUACUGCCGGCUGCAGAAAUGCUUCGAGGUCGGCAUGUCCAAAGAAUCUGUACGAAAUGACCGGAACAAGAAGAAGAAGGAGCCCCCGAAAUCCGAGUCGUCCGAGAACUACGUGCUCAGCCCCGAGACCGAAGAUCUGAUUGAGAAAGUGCGUAAAGCGCACAAGGAGACCUUCCCUGCACUGUGCCAGCUGGGCAAAUACACUACAAAUUUCAGCGCAGAGGAGCGCGUCUCCCUGGACAUUGACCUUUGGGACAAAUUCAGCGAGCUCUCCACUAAAUGCAUCAUCAAGACGGUGGAAUUUGCCAAACAGCUGCCGGGAUUCACCACUCUGACCAUUGCCGACCAGAUCACCCUCCUCAAAGCUGCCUGCCUGGAUAUCCUUAUCUUGCGAAUUUGCACACGCUACACCCCUGACCAGGACACCAUGACGUUCUCAGACGGACUCACCCUAAACCGAACGCAGAUGCACAAUGCUGGGUUCGGGCCCCUUACGGAUCUCGUCUUUGCCUUCGCCAACCAGCUGCUACCGCUAGAAAUGGACGACGCGGAGACCGGACUUCUCAGCGCCAUCUGCCUAAUCUGUGGAGACCGGCAGGACUUGGAACAGCCAGAUAAGGUUGACAAACUCCAGGAACCAUUGCUGGAGGCACUAAAAAUCUACGUUAGGAAAAGACGACCCAAAAAGCCGCACAUGUUCCCCAAAAUGUUGAUGAAAAUCACUGACUUGCGGAGCAUCAGUGCCAAGGGCGCUGAGCGUGUGAUCACUCUGAAGAUGGAGAUCCCAGGAUCCAUGCCUCCCCUAAUCCAGGAGAUGCUGGAGAACUCCGAGGGCCUGGACAACUCGGGAGGUGCAUCUCCCAGCUCCAAACCGACUACUCCUAUACCACCAGGGAGCUGCAGCCCCAGCCUGUCCCCCAGCUCCACUCACAGCAGUCCCUCCACACACUCUCCCUGACCCGUCUCCCGGGGGCAUCGGAGCGACAGAGACUCACCAGCUCACGCACAGCCUUCUCUCUGACUCAUAUUCUUGUCUUGCUCUCUCUUCCUUUUCUUCCACUCAAUUUUUCAUUUAAAUCCUGCCCCUCCCCAUACUUUGCUUUCUUCGUUCUUCCCACUCACAUCCAGCAGUAAAAAAUCACAGGUCUGUUCUUUCUCGGAACACCGUUUCUUUAGAAGAGAGAAGCUAUGGUGGUGUGCGGGGGGUGGAGGGGCGCUGAAAAUACCCCCAACUGGACUCCUGCCCCCCUCACUUCCAUUGUAACCUCGUGCCUCUGGACGGCUCUUAUCUCCCACGCACUGGAAUGAGAACGAACUGAUACAGACUUUUCCAUAAGACAGACGUACUCUUACACUGUGUCUUGGUGCUGGGGGGGGGAGCGGGAGGAACAUGCUAUAAUCUGCUAAAAUCGGGGAGGUGAAACUCGAACAUCCACUUCUAAGGGGAGAAAAGCUGGAACGUUAACUCUGUGACCCUACUCUGCCCCCCCCCAGAGCACUCUGCCAUUAAAGAAGAGGUAGGGGUUAAGUCCAAUAUGAAUUCAGGGCCGCGGAUUAUACCCGUGAAAAAUCAAUAGGAUGGUCGUCAUUUUGUUUUAAAAAAUGAAUCUUAAUGUCUGUAAAAAAAAAUUUAAGCAAAAUUUGUAAAUAUUUUAUAUUUUUCCUAAUUUUUCCCCCUCCAAAUUUUAAUCCAUAAGUGUUUUUUUAUGAGAACAUGGUUGCCAUAAUUGACUAUUAAGAAGACAGGAAUCUCUUCAUACAGAAAAGAGAAAAAAAACGUGAAACCUUUCGACAAAAUACAUAUUUAUUGGCAGGGUGCUAAGGGGGGGGGGUCUCUAAUGGGGAUAAACGAAGAGGUUCAAGGGCGAACUUUAAAUUGGCAGAGAUCGAUCCAAGAGGACAGAUGCUGCAGCGGAGGACUGCGGUACUUUGCCGGCUUCUUUGGCAUUCGAAGGAUAAAACCGUUUCUCGUUUCUCGAUACACCAGCCGCUGUAUCGCUGUUUCUUCCCCCUUUUAUCCUCUAACCACUAAAAAAAAAAAAGCUGCAAUUUCCUUUUCUCCCCACUCUUAUCCCGCAGGACUUGUAGUUUUCACACCUCAACACCAGCAAAGGAAAAAAAAAACAAAAAAAAAACCUUUUUACGUUUGAGUUUUUUUUUUUGUUUCGAGGUUAAAGAAAAAAAAGAAGAAAAAAAAGGAAAAAUGUUGCGAAAAAAAUAAAUAAAAUAAGAUGUGAAAAGGUUUUUUAUGUGAAAGAUAAAAAUGAUUUUUUUGUUUUA